Camellia sinensis is the source of this 1851-nucleotide messenger RNA. The record is from RefSeq and is a predicted model, not a curated record. NCBI's taxonomy places the organism in Eukaryota, Viridiplantae, Streptophyta, Magnoliopsida, Ericales, Theaceae.
AUGUCAGUGACUCAGUAUGUGGCCAAGUUUGAAGAGCUGGCUCGAUACGCAGCCCGAUAUGUGGCAGAUGAGGAAGAGAAAGCACGAAAAUUCGAGUGGGGUUUAGACCCUAUUAUUAGAGGUAAAGUGUUACCCUUGCGCUUCCCUACAUUUGCUGAUGUGGUGGACACGGCAUUGGAUGCAGAAAGAGAGUGGGCAGACUCAAAAAGGAUUUGGAUGAUGAAAACGAAGAAAGGGGGUCAGUCCUUUGUAAGGCUAAGAAGAAAUGACCGAAGGAAUGUGGUACGGACACCAUACACUAGACCGUCGCAACAGCCGCAACAGCAAAGCCAUAAAGGAAGUUUACAAACCAAGCCUAUUACACAAAUCCAAUGUUUUCACUGUUAUCAGAUAGGGCACAAGAAGUCGGAAUGUCCCCAACUUUCUGGGAUGGGAAAUCAAGCAGGGGGUUCAAGUGCGAAUGCUCAAGUUAUUGGCGGGCAAAGGCCAUGGUUGAACAAGUCAGGAGGAAACCAAAAGGUUAGACCAACCGGUAAUCAAAAAGCCACAGGUAGAGUUUUUGCUCUCCAAGAGGAAGAUAAUGAAGAUCCACCAGUAAUUAGAGGUAACAUUGUACUCUAUCAUUCUUGGGUUUACAUUCUAUUCGAUUCUGGCGCAUCACAUUCUUUUAUAUCAACAUCAUGUGUUAAAUCAUUAGGUCUUAAAUGUGAACCUUUAGAAACUACUUUACGUGUUGCAUCACCCUUGGGAGGAAGUAUUAGGGUAGGAUUAAUCUGUCGAGGGUGUGAAUUAGAAGUGUCAGGGUUACACUUGAGUUGUGACCUUCGGGUCAUGAACAUGUCCAAUUUUGACAUAAUCUUGGGAAUGGAUUGGUUAUCCGCCCACCAAGCAGUGAUUGAUUGCUACCACAAGAGGGUGACGGUUUGCACACCUAGUGGAACGUGUUUCCAAUUUAAGGGGGAUAGAGAGGAUUCCCUAAGCACGACACAUCGUAAAAUGCAGUGGCGUCGACAAUUUGCUGGAUGGUUAGCAAGUUUGAUCAUUAAUGAAAAAGCUCAAUCGGACUUAAAUCUUCCACGUGUAGUUUGUGAAUACGCUGAUGUUUUUCCUGAUGAAUUGCCAGGAUUACCGCCACAUCGUGAAGUAGAUUUUAGUAUCGAGUUACAAGCGGGUACUGCACCAAUAUCCCUGACACCCCACCGUAUGGCUCCUGCCGAACUUCGGGAGUUGAAGACGCAACUGCAAGAAUUACUGGAAAAGAAAUUUAUCCGACCAAGUACCUCACCGUGGGGCGCACCAGUUCUAUUUGCAAAGAAAAAGGACGGAACACUAAGAUUGUGCAUAGAUUAUCGGCAACUCAAUCGGGUGACGAUCAAGAACCGAUAUCCACUUCCACGGAUUGAUGACCUUUUUGAUCAACUUCGAGGUUCGAAGUGUUAUUCAAAGAUUGAUCUUAGAUCUGGCUAUCAUCAAUUGCGGGUCGCUAAUGAUGACAUACCAAAAACUACUUUUCGAACCCGAUAUGGCCAUUACGAAUUUGUGGUAAUGCCCUUUGGAUUAACCAAUGCACCAGCCGUGUUUAUGAGCUUGAUGAAUAAGAUUUUUACUCAGUACUUGGACCAGUUCGUGGUGGUGUUUAUCGACGAUAUUCUAGUCUAUUCACCGUCGGAAGAAGAACAUGAGCAACACUUGAGAGUAGUUCUCCAGGUUUUAAGAGACAACCAGCUGUACGCAAAAGCAAGUAAAUGCGAGUUCUGGCUGAAGGAAGUCACAUUUUUGGGACACGUCGUGUCGGAGCAUGGAAUCGCUGUAGACCCGGCCAAGGUAGAAGCAGUAUUAGAUUGGAAGUAG